AUGUCAUCCAAGUGCCGCAGUGUGUCAGGGCCACCUGCGGCACGUGUGUCAGGGCCACCUGCGGCACGUGUGUCAGGGCCACCUGCGGCACGUGUGUCAGGCCCACCUGCGGCACGUGUGUCAGGGCCACCUGCGGCACGUGUCAGGGCCACCUGCGGCACGUGUGUCAGGGCCACCUGCGGCACGUGUGUCAGGGCCACCUGCGGCACGUGUGUCAGGGCCACCUGCGGCACGUGUGUCAGGGCCACCUGCGGCACGUGUGUCAGGGCCACCUGCGGCACGUGUGUCAGGGCCACCUGCGGCACGUGUGUCAGGGCCACCUGCGGCACGUGUGUCAGGGCCACCUGCGGCAUAUUUAGGCGUGUUUAG
Molecule: messenger RNA, 369 nt
Organism: Procambarus clarkii (red swamp crayfish)
Lineage: Eukaryota; Metazoa; Arthropoda; Malacostraca; Decapoda; Cambaridae
Source: RefSeq, a predicted model, not a curated record